AUGAGUUCCAGUGCUUCAUUGAAGACACUGAAGGAUGUCGAAAGCCACGUGCUGAAGAUAUCGGAGCUGGUUGGAAAAAUAGAAAGAGAGUUGGAGACAUAUCCUGAGACCCGCAUUGUGACGAAUGACGAAAGCGAAAUAAAGUUACUGACCGGCACGGCCAGCGACCCCUACCUGCUGGGAACACGACUUGCUCACCUUCCGCCCGAAGAGUACGGGGCCACCUUGUUGAUACUUACGGAGGCGUUGGCAGCCCUCAUGAAGGGCAAGAUAGCGCUCAACGGCGUUAAUUUGGUCAAGGGGAAUCCUUUGUAUGACCAGUGGAAACAGCUGAAGGCAGCCGCGGACCAAGCGUGUGAAACCGUUACUUCAGGGAUUGAUCUGGAAGCUGCCGCGCGCUUAGCAAAACCUUAA
Gregarina niphandrodes is the source of this 414-nucleotide messenger RNA. RefSeq lists its product as hypothetical. The coding region runs from base 1 to 414 and encodes 137 amino acids. NCBI's taxonomy places the organism in Eukaryota, Apicomplexa, Conoidasida, Eugregarinorida, Gregarinidae. The transcript has a single exon. The record is from RefSeq and is a predicted model, not a curated record.